Molecule: messenger RNA, 3123 nt
Organism: Bacillus rossius redtenbacheri
Lineage: Eukaryota; Metazoa; Arthropoda; Insecta; Phasmatodea; Bacillidae
Gene: okr
Product: DNA repair and recombination protein RAD54-like
Exons: 13
Coding region: 399-2618 (739 amino acids)
Biological process (GO): double-strand break repair via synthesis-dependent strand annealing; reciprocal meiotic recombination
Cellular component (GO): nucleus
Molecular function (GO): ATP-dependent chromatin remodeler activity; ATP binding; DNA translocase activity
Source: RefSeq, a predicted model, not a curated record
GUUUUAUGUGACUUAAAAUUUUUUAAACAUAUUUCAAUGCAUCAAUUUGUAAACAUAUUACUAUAUACACUAUAUAUUACUAUUUAUACGCAUUACUUUAUACUAAUACGUAUUUACUUUAUACUUAUGAUAACAAUUUGUUGUUAAACAGAAAAUAUUUUGUUAAUUGGGAAGUUUUAUGUUUGUGAGGAUGUGACAUUUUUGGCGGGUUGAUUGAUUCAUUUGUUAUAUGAUUUUUGGCAGAAUAAUGUGUUGUUCUGUUAUAAAAAUCAUGUCUAAAAUUGUGUUGUAAUUCCUAAUGUAGUGUAGCUUUGUAUUAUAAUUUAUUUUUUUUCAGAUUAAAAUAAGAGAUCUGGUUCAUAAGAUGGUAUUACACCUAUAACAUGGUGAUAUGAGUUAUGCGUCGGAGCCUUGCACCAAGUCAGGUAUUAAAACGUCGGCCGGAUGAUGACUGCCUGUCACAAAAAUCUCAGAUCUUCACCAAGAAAGGGCGGCUGUCGCGGUCUAAACCACUGUCUGAGAUUCCGCCAGAGAAUGUGGUCACGACUCCAACGCCUAUCACACCAGAAACUAUCUCCAACCAUGAAGCGCUCAUCAGGAAACUGCUGUCGAAGCCGUUCAAAGUGCCCAUCCCGAACUACCGAGGGCCGACCUUGGGGUCCCGGGCGCUGGGCCUCGGCCGGAGCAAGUGCCGCCAGCCGCUGCACGACCCUCUAGAGCCCGGGGCGCUGGUGCUGUACUCCCCUCCGGAGCUGAGCGCUCACGACAAGCUCAAGCUGGACCUCCAGAAGCAACCAGUCCAUGUGGUUGUGGAUCCUCUGUUGUCGAACGUGCUACGUCCUCACCAGAGAGAGGGCGUGAAGUUCAUGUACGAGUGCGUGACGGGCCAGCGGAUAGCUGACGCGUACGGCUGCAUCAUGGCGGACGAGAUGGGGCUGGGCAAGACGCUGCAGUGCAUCACCCUCGUGUGGACGCUGCUGCGGCAGGGCCCUGACUGCAAGCCCGUCAUCGACAAGGCCAUCGUGGUCGCCCCGAGCAGCCUCGUCAAGAACUGGUACAACGAGAUCAACAAGUGGCUGGGCGGCCGGGUGAACCCCCUGGCCAUAGACGGCGGGGCCAAGGACCAGAUAGACCGCAACCUCAGCGGCUUUAUGCAGACCUUCUCCCGUCGGCCGGCCAACCCGAUCCUCAUCAUCUCGUACGAGACGUUCCGCUUGCACGCCGCGGUGCUGCACCAGGGGGAAGUGGGCCUGGUGCUCUGCGACGAAGGCCACCGCCUGAAGAACUGCGAGAACCAGACCUACCAGGCGCUGAUGGGGCUGAGGGCCAAGCGCAGGGUGCUGCUGUCGGGCACCCCCAUCCAGAACGACCUGCUCGAGUACUUCAGCCUCGUGCAGUUCGUGAACCAGGGCAUCCUCGGCACGGCCCAGGAGUUCCGCCGCAAGUUCGAGCUGGCGAUCCUGCGCGGGCAGGACGCAGACGCGACGGAGGACGAGCGCAAGCGCGGGCAGGCCUGCCUGGAGGAGCUGGCGGGCAUCGUGAACCGCUGCUUGAUCCGGCGCACGUCGUCGCUGCUCUCCAAGUACCUGCCGGUGAAGGUGGAGCAGGUGGUGUGCAUCCGCAUGUCCCCGCUGCAGCGGGACCUCUACCGGCAGUUCAUCUCCAGCGAUGCCCUCCGCAAGACAGUCACAGGUCAGAACGAAGGGAAGGUGAGUCUCUCCGCCCUCUCGAGCAUCACCUCCCUCAAGAAACUGUGCAACCACCCCGAUCUGGUGUACGACAAGAUCGAGAGCCGAAGCGAGGGCUUCGAGAAAGCUCGAGAGUUGUUGCCAGACAAGUACGACGUCAAGAAGGUUGUCCCCGAGCUCUCCGGGAAGCUGAUGGUCCUGGACUGCCUGCUGGCCGUCGUGAGGACCACCACCACCGACAAGGUCGUCCUCGUCUCCAACUACACGCAGACGCUGGACCUGUUCGAGCGGCUGUGCCGCGCCAGGAACUACCCGUACGUCCGGCUCGACGGCACCAUGACCAUCAAGAAGAGGGCCAAGGUGGUGGAGCGUUUCAACGACCCGUCCAGCCCGGACUACAUCUUCAUGCUGAGCUCGAAGGCAGGGGGCUGCGGCCUGAACCUGAUAGGGGCCAACCGGCUGGUGAUGUUCGACCCCGACUGGAACCCGGCCAACGACGACCAGGCCAUGGCUCGCGUUUGGAGGGAUGGUCAGCGGAAGCAGUGCUUUAUCUACAGGCUUCUCUGUACGGGCACCAUCGAGGAGAAGAUAUUCCAGCGGCAGGCCCACAAGAAGGCUCUGAGCUCGUGCGUGGUGGACAACGAGGAGGACGUCGCACGGCACUUCACGCAGGCCGACCUGCGCCACCUGUUCGCGCUGGAGGAAGGCACGCUCAGCGACACCCACGACAAAUUCCGGUGCAAGCGCUGUUUGAACCACAUCCAAGUGAAGCUGCCGCCGGACGGCUCGGACUGCUCUUCGGACCUGUCGUGUUGGAACCACUGCAGUGACAAGAAGGGCCUGGUGGACGUCGUGCUGAAGCAGUGCUGGGACGCGGGUGUCUCGUUUGUGUUCCACCAUCGUUCCCACGAGCAGAAGCCCGUGCCCUAGCGAAACUCCCAACUCAACGUCGCCCGUCACCCAUCACUCUGUACUACUAGUUUUUUACAAUUGUGCUAUGCCACAUGAUCUGGAUAUCAUUGCUACUUAAAACAAACUUUUUUUAUAUACUACCUAUUUUGUGUUGUGCCGGUUUUCUCUUGUUUGCUUGUUAAAUUAUUUGCAAGUUAUCUAAUGUUUGUUAUUUUUUUUUCUAUAAAAAAAGUCUCACUUGUAUUUUUGUGCAAUUUUUUACAUGUCUUUUAAUUUAAAAAUGUAAGACAUUUGAAGAUUUUGAAGAACUGCAUUCAAGGUCAGAAAAUUACGCUAAUAAAACAUUGCUAAGGUAAAGCAUCGAAAGUCUACGAAAAUAAAUAUUUUUAUUGACUAGCUGUGUGUAAAGUUAAAUUAUAUUUAUUUUUAGCCAUGAAACCUAAACAUGAUUUUGUUUGGAUUGAUUACUACUCAAAAUGUUGCCUAACCAAUCGAGAAACGAAUUAAAUAAUUUUGUUUUUCA